Lolium rigidum is the source of this 1209-nucleotide messenger RNA. RefSeq lists its product as uncharacterized. The record is from RefSeq and is a predicted model, not a curated record. The coding region runs from base 1 to 1209 and encodes 402 amino acids. The transcript has 7 exons. Lineage: Eukaryota; Viridiplantae; Streptophyta; Magnoliopsida; Poales; Poaceae.
AUGUAUGAUUUUUCACCCACAUAUCUGUCUCCUUUGCUAAAGGAAAAUGUCAGGCCUGGGAGGAAGAGGAUUUUGGACGAUGCUUUGUUUGAGUUUUUUCGCAAAGAGGCUGUCAAAUCUCUCAAGAGGGACUUUGCUAAGUUCUGCAAUGAAUCUGUCAUCUUUUCUAAGAGAAAACGGUUAAAGGAGCAUGCUAUUGGAAGAGAGUCGUUUACAUCAUAUUCCAUUAAGUACUUCUGCGAGAUUGUGAAAUCAUUGACUGACCGUCGUAAGAAUAUAGUUGUAAACGAUUCGAAGAGCAUCUCAAUCUCUAAGGAUUCAAUUCAUUAUGUCAUUGGGUUGCCUAAUUCUGGAUGUGUUCCUAUUCCUGAUAGUGAAGCUGGUGCAGAUUUCCUUUUGAAAAUGUUUGGAUUGCCAAAGUUGCCUCACAUUACUUUCUUUGGUAACAAACUAAAGUCUCGAGAGGUUUUGACCGACAAAGAAGUCUUUGUCUGUUUUAUGGUCAUUGCUUUCAAGUGUUUUCUGUUUCCUUCAAGCAGUGAGCUCCCCAACACUGAUUACUUGUCUAUCCUUCAAGAUCCAGAAUCUACAAGUUCUGUUGAUUUGUGUAAGCUUGUUUUUGAACAUUUCAUCUCUGGAGUGCAUAGUUACAACAGAACUUGUAAAUUGAUUGGGAGGAAGGGUAAAUGUUUUGAGUUCUCCAACUACAUUCUUGCUGUUUACUAUCUCGAUUCUUUGGAUUUUGGACCUAUUAUUCUUGAUCAAGCUGUGCCUAGGGUUUCUGUUUGGAAUGGGAGUCUGAUAAAAUUCUUCUCCGAUUUAGACCAUGUAAAGAAUAAUGUGUUUGGAAAGAGCUCUCUUAGGAAUAACCUACCGUCAUGCUAUCUUCAGGGUGCGUUGCAGGAUUCUUCGAAAUGUGUUAAGGAUGCUUCAAGUUUUAGUCUUGAACCAGCUUGUUUUUCCUUGGUCUUUACGAACAAUUUAUACUUGAGGUUUGGCAGUACUAUUGAGCGAAAGAUUAUUGAUGGCAUCAUUGCUUCAGUUCAAACUGCAAUUACUGUUCGAAAUCCUAAUGUGUCCAAAGCUGAACAGUGUGUUACAAAUGUGUUGGAUUUUCUCAAUAUCUCGAGGUGUUCUGAAAAUGAGAUACCCAAGUGUGCUGCUUCUCUAGAUGGGGAUAUGAAAAUCAGUUCUGAAGCUAAUGUAUAG